Messenger RNA from Ascochyta rabiei, 2115 nucleotides. RefSeq lists its product as uncharacterized. NCBI's taxonomy places the organism in Eukaryota, Fungi, Ascomycota, Dothideomycetes, Pleosporales, Didymellaceae. The transcript has a single exon. The coding region runs from base 1 to 2115 and encodes 704 amino acids. The record is from RefSeq and is a predicted model, not a curated record.
AUGGACAGCCCUUUGCCAGUACCCACCAAGCUUGUCAACUUUCUAGCACAGGAUCCAGCCCUACAGGACCAGUUUCAGGGCGCUGAUAUUGCUACAUGUACUUUGGCAGGGAUUUCGGAAAUCCUAUUAGGCGAUCCGACUAGAACUUUUAACCCUCCUGCUACAACGUCUGCACCAGCAGAGAUAUCAGUUCAACCGACAGCAACAGAAACUAAGACUUUACCGGCAGCAUCUUCGUCAAGACCACCAGUCUUUUCCAGUGUUCCAGGCAUGAAUACCUACCUCUCGACAACGUAUGCUUCGACGUCGAAGCAUAUAACCAAACAAGGUUGUUUGAGAUGCGAUACGAAUCCCGGGGACCUACCUAAAAACCCAAAGCCUACAGAACAGGAUCCCAGUACGAACAAGAUCAACGGUGAUCCGGUUCCCACCCAAUCGCCCGAUCCAGAGAGCGACGACACACCAAAGCCAAACGAUAAGCCAAAGACCGACGACAGCCCGAAGACUAACGGCAAACCUCAGGAUCAGCCCCAAAAUACUGCAAAACCAGAUGUCAAAACGACGCCAAGUGUACCGGACAUCAUCAACUCAAUCGUCUCUGAUAACCCUAGCCUUACAAGGAUACCGCAAGAGCAGCCCACAGGCUCAGGUCAGACUGUCACCAUCGGCAACAGCGAAGUCGCUCUCAACCCCCAACCAUCCAAGCAGAGCCAAGGUGAACCCAAUCAACAGACCGUUGCACCUACGGUGGUUGUGAUUGGGACUCAAACGGUCACUGUUGGUCAGACGACGACAAUCAACGGUAUUCCUGUCGUUGUUCCCACUGCUGGAGGAGGUUCCACAAUCAUAGUUGGCGACAAGACCAUCGGCAUCAACCCUCGGAUAACACAACUGCCAUUGCCGGUUGUCACCGUGGGACACAACACCAUCACGGCAAACUCGCAAGGACAGUUCGUCAUAGGCACACAGACAUUACAACUAGGUGGACCCGAGCUCACCAUCAAUGGUAACACACUCACACUAGGUCCGAAUGGCAAGAUCGCAAUCUGGAACAGCGUCACACAGACACUUGCAACCAUGGUUGGUCCGUCUGGGGCUCCCACCGUGAGCUUCGGUGGACAAUCCAUUACUGCAAAAGUUAUUGGCGGUACCACAGUAUUCGUUCUCAAUGACAAGACCCUUGCACCAGGCGGCGCGGUCACUGUGGAUGGUACAACCUUCAGUCUCCCAUCCGGCUUCCAUGGCUCCAGCGUUGUCAUUAAUGGGCAGACGCAGCGCCUCAAUGCUGGCCUCCCUGCCCUCACUAUCAACAACUCACCCAUCACAGCGACCGUAGCAGACGGCACCACCGCAUUUGUUCUUGCGCCUGGCGAAACGCUAACACCUGGAGGUGUUCUUAUCAUCAGCGGCACAACGUACAGCCUCCCCACAUCCGGCGCUGGCUCAACCAUCGUCAUCAACGGCGCAACGUCUCGCCUCAAUCCGUCACACCUUCCUGUCCUUCCACUCAGUGGUGAAGCUGCAACCGCAACUGUUGCCCACGGCACUACAGCAUUUGUAUUCGGCCCGGGCGUAACGCUAACCCCCGGCGGCGUGGUCACCGUCUCAGGAACCACAUUGUCCCUCCCUGUAUCCGCGUCCGGAUCCGUUAUUGUCAUCAACGGCGUCAUGUCCACGCUUGGUCCUGGGCCAGGCAUAGAAUCUCCAACGUCCGCACCGCCAAUACGCGUAGACGGAAAGACGAUUACAGCAACGACAAGAGAUGGAACGACAGAAUACGUGCUCAACUCUGCGACCACGCUCAGGCCAGAUGGGCAGAUAAUCAUCGAUGGGACGACGUACAGUCUUGUACCAGGCGGUACGGCGUUGGUCAUCAACGGCAAGACGAGCAUCAUUUCCAGUACGCCGGCGAGCAACAGCGCGAGUACAACAAGCAGUGCAAGCAGUGCAAGCAGCUCUUCUACAACAAGUGAGCGCGGUGCCGGUGAUUUCAUCGCGAGUGGAAUCGGCGAGUCGAGUAAGGCACUGGGAAGCUGGACAUACGGUGGGGGAGCCGAUAAAUGGGUGGAGAGCCUCGUCAUGGGCGUAGCUGGGUGGUUGUUGUGGAUGAUGUGA